AACAAUGCCGGCAGGCCGGGAGUGUAAGCACGGUGGUGUCCCUGCUUCCUCUUCCCCCCCCCAGCAGCAGAGAUCUCCAGGAAUCGGUCUGAAGUCAAACAUGAGAUCCUCACACUGAGGAGGAACCCACAGCUGAUCUCAGUCACAGCCAGCCGAGCUGUGUGAGCGGACAAAGACGAGAAAGCGGAGUUUUAACGCUUGUUGUGAUUAGCGCGGCGAGGAGACUCGGCCCGGCUCGCCACGUCCAGAGAGCGGAGACUGUAGACGGGUUUAAGUCUGACAACUUCUUAUCUUUGUCUUUGAACGUGAUAUAAGUGUUACUUCGACCGAGGUGACCGAGGUCGUCGUAACUGCUGCAUGGACACCCGGCCGUCGUGUUGGCGCUGAAGUCCUUGAGUCAGGGAUGUCUGUGGAGGUAGUUGGACCUCCCUCGCCCACUCCCUCUCUCAUCGAGGUGAAAGAAGAGACGCGCUUGGUGCUGAAGAGUUUUCUUCGCAAGGCUCUCUCCGCCGCCCCGGCGGACCGUCCUGGGAGGAUCGGGGGUGAAUACCACGACCCCAACAAGUUCAGUGCAUUGUUGAAGGAGAAGCAGGGGAAAGAAGAGAGUGGGUGGGACUCUCUGGAUGAACAGAUAAGUGCGGCGGAGGAGAAGAAGCAUGGGAUUAAAAACCUGAUAAAGAGGCGAUUGAGGCCGCGUUCGACCGCGUCAGGAAAAUCAAAGAAAGAUGGCAACGCUGACCAAUCACAGAGUAGCCAUUCACAAAAUGGCACUCUGGAGAGACAGUCGGGACAAGAGAAGGGGCUUUCAUCCAAGAACGGCAGCGCUACCAUCAGGUCACUCAUAGAGGAUGAGAAGUCCUCUGCGUCUGAAGAGGAAGGGGAACGAAAAUCGGGUGAAAAGAAGAAAAAGAAGAACAAAAUAAAACUGUCAGACCUUUUUUUAAAGAAAAAGAGCUUUAAGAAAGAAGAUCGUCCUGUGCGGCCAUCUUCGCUUCCCAUCGACAAGGACCAAGGCCCCUCUAAAGCCGCCCUGUCGCCGUCUCACCCUCCUGAGUUCUACGAUGGCGUGGCUCACACUUUGGACCGUAUUGCUCAGCACAGUGUUAAGAGGAAAUCCCCUGUUAAACCUGAACGCAUCCAGCCUAAAGAACAUGACAAAGAGGCUAUAGUCCAGGCGCUUGUUCAGGUGCUGACCACAGAGGGGGACGUGAUCAAUGAGAAGAUUAACGCUAACCCGCUGCUGCGCUCCUCCCUCAACCGUCUGUCCUACGCAUCCUUUGCAAAGCUGCUGGACACGUGUGCCAGUGAAACCGUGGACCCGCCCCUACCUGCUCCGGUAAGCCCCACCCUCCAGCGCGUCGCCAUCACCAUGGAGGUGACCCGGCGCGUCGUCACGGCGACCGGAGUUCCGCAGCGUGUGGAGGGUUUCGCUGAACGCUACAUGGAGAACUUCGCCCCGUGGGUGAAGAGCCACGGAGGAUGGGAGAGUAUCGUCCAGUUGGAGGCUCAGGAGUAUGACUGACCACUAAGCCAUGCAUGUGAAGAAGGAAGUACUCUACCUCAUUAUGAUAUGAUCUUUACACUGUGACCUAUGACCUGUGAGGUAGAGUGCACAACGACCAAGGCAGAGCCAGCAGAGACCCUGAUGUUAGAGAAUUACUGGAGCCAGUUUAAGGGAAGCCUGACCAAGAAGUGACAAAAAAAUGCCAGAGGGCACAAAUAAGCCAGUGAAUGGGGGUGAAUGGAGCUAAAUGGCUAAAAAAAAAACAAAAAUGAAACACGUUUCUAGACAUU
This is a messenger RNA of Colossoma macropomum (tambaqui), 1794 nucleotides long. It is a transcript of the gene bcl2l12, whose product is annotated as BCL2 like 12. The record is from RefSeq and is a predicted model, not a curated record. Gene Ontology annotation, biological process: regulation of apoptotic process. Lineage: Eukaryota; Metazoa; Chordata; Actinopteri; Characiformes; Serrasalmidae. The transcript has 8 exons. The coding region runs from base 404 to 1522 and encodes 372 amino acids.